Molecule: messenger RNA, 609 nt
Organism: Ostertagia ostertagi
Lineage: Eukaryota; Metazoa; Nematoda; Chromadorea; Rhabditida; Trichostrongylidae
Source: the annotation of a GenBank genome assembly
AUGAAGAAGCUACACGACAUGACUCUCGUUAUGCAGGUAAUGGAUUAUGAUCGAUUCUCUUCCGACGAUCCCAUCGGAGAAAUUCUACUGCCCAUGAAAAGUGUGAAAUUCGAGAAUAGCCCCGUUUAUUGGAAGCAUCUACAACGCCCUACAGUAUCCAGGGAAUUAUGUGGUGAAUUAAUGCUAUCUAUGUGUUAUCUCCCAGAAGUGAACAAAAUCACUGUCAGUGUGAUAAAAGCAAGAGAUCUCAAGGCUAAAGAUAAGAUGGGAAGUUCUGGUAAAUCCAUACGUCAAGCUGUGGUUGUUCAACAAGGAAACAAACUCGAAAAACGAAAAACCUCGGUGAAACCUCAAACCUUAGCGCCCCUCUUCAAUGAAUCGUUUGCUUUUACUGUUCCUUCGAAGGAUGUUCUCGAAAAGGAUGUGAAUCUCCGUCGUCACGGUCAGCAUACUGUAAUGGAUUACGACCUACUGUCCAGUAACGACGAAAUCGGUCAUGCCAUUAUCGGUCCGCUGGGAGGCGAAACUGGUACUCGUCAAUGGAAAGAUGUGAUCGAUCAUCCAGAAACUCCUGUUGCCUCAUGGCAUCGAUUGUCUCCGCGAUGGUGA